Molecule: messenger RNA, 2276 nt
Organism: Tachyglossus aculeatus (Australian echidna)
Lineage: Eukaryota; Metazoa; Chordata; Mammalia; Monotremata; Tachyglossidae
Product: sphingomyelin phosphodiesterase 5-like
Exons: 7
Coding region: 144-1631 (495 amino acids)
Biological process (GO): sphingomyelin metabolic process
Cellular component (GO): cytoplasm; extracellular region
Molecular function (GO): sphingomyelin phosphodiesterase activity
Source: RefSeq, a predicted model, not a curated record
ACCGGGUCCUCGCCGCCGCCCAGACCCCCAUUCUCUCCAACGGCCUCGACUGGGCGGGAAAAUCCAGACCCCGGUGGGAAUUCCCACCUCGCGCGCGCCUGAAGACCCCGCUCCUCCGGAACCUCGUCCACCUGAGUCCCGCCAUGUAUUCCAUGGUCCAGCCCUCCAGGAGGUCGCCCCAGACCCAGGGGGGCCUGCCGAGUUCCCCUUUCCGCCACGUGGCCCUCCUGGUUCUACACCGCCUGUCCCGGGCCCUGCUCUUCCCCUCCUACUGGGCCCUGGACCGGUUCCUGGUCUGGGGCAGGCCCAACUCCUGGGCUAUUGGGCUUCACCUGCUGACCGCCCUGGUGGGCGCCGCCAUCGCCCUCCUCCUCCUCCUGGCCACCCUGCCCCUGGCCUUGCUCGGCCUACUGCUCUGGCUGCCCCUGCAGUCCUGCCGCCGCCCCUUCUGCUACGCCCCCCCUCCUCCCGACGGCUGGGACCCCCCCGCCCCGUGGCGGCCGUCAACCGACCCUCCCCGCCGCUUCGGCUUCCUCAGCUCCAACCUGUGCCUGAUGCCCGACGGGCUGGCGCGCUUCAGCAACCUCCCCCACAGCCAGCGGCGGGCCCGGCAGGCGGGCCGGGUGUUUGAGAAGUGGAGCCGGGAAGGAGGCGGGGGCUCUGCCUACGGAACCACGGGCAGUAGCCCCCGCCCGGAGCCGGGGGACCUGGGGGAGGUGCUGGCCACCCUGCCCGAGGAGCUGGAUUUCGUGUGCCUGCAGGAAAUGUUCGACUUGCGGGCGGAGGACCGGUUGGUGCGGCAGCUGGGGCCGGCCCUGGGCCACGUUCUCUAUGACGUGGGCGCUGCCGGCCUCCAGUCUGGCCUCCAGCUCAAACUUCUGGGCAGCGGGCUCCUGCUGGCCUCCCGCUACCCGCUACUGGCUGCCCACUUCCUCCCCUUCUCCAACGGCUGCCGUGAGGAUGCCCUGGCCUCGAAAGGACUGCUCUCUGCCCAGGUUCAGCUGGGCAUGAUGGAUGAGCGGCGGAUAGUGGGUUACUUGCACUGCACGCACCUUCACGCCCCUGAGGGGGACGGACAUGUGCGUGCUAAGCAGUUGUCCCUGCUCCUGGAGUGGGCUGAGAAGUUUGAGGCAGAGAACAGCAAGGCGGGAGAUGCCGUGGCCUUCAGCGUACUCAUGGGCGACCUCAAUUUUGACAACUGUUCCUCAGACAAUGCCCUUGAGCAGAAGCACGAGGUGUUCAGUUGCUUCACGGACCCCUGCCGCCUAGGCCCCUGCUCCGAACAGCCCUGGGCCCUGGGCACCCUGCUGAAUACCACCCAACUCCACCACCCUGUGGCUUCUCGCCCAGAGGCGCUGAAGAGUGCUUUGGCGGAGGAGGAUGGACGACGUACUUUCCUGGCUCAUCUCCCCACCAACAGCAUCCCCCUGACACGCUGGCAGGGCCGGAGGAUUGACUACAUCCUGUACCAGCAGGGCCGUCCCUCCCAGGGCCAGCUGGCACCGGUUCUCACUGCCACCGUGUCGCGUGUGACCUUCAGCACGGCGCUGGCUGGCCUCACCGACCACCUGGCUGUGGGGCUGCAGCUGCAGGUGGCCCCGGUGGCCCCGAGCCCCGUGAAGACCAGCUAGAGCAGGAAGCGGGCCAACCUGGAGCCCGGGCGUGAAGGAAUCUCGUGGUAACCCGGGCAGCCUUGGCUCUUCUCCCCGGGGCGGUGGGACCCAGGAUUUAAGCAGGCCAGGGGAGGGGUUUCGACCCUUUAUUACUGCCUGGCAGGAGGCAGGGCAGAGGGCAAAGACCCCCCCACCCCCAACACACCCCACCGCCCCCAUCUCAGUCUCCCCAGCCAAGGGACGCGCCGUGCGCUAGUCGGCGGAGCCUGAGCUUGGGGUGGGCACCGCCGGCUCCUCUUCACACAGACUCCUGAGCCCGCCGGUACUCAAAGACGCUGCCGCGCUCGGGGAAGCGGCUGGGCUCGGAGGGCUGGGCAGGGACCGCCGUGACCUCUGCCGGGUCCCCAUAGCCCCCUCCACCCGGGGUCUGCAAACAGAAGACGUCCUGGAGAGGGGAGCCAAGAGGAGGGUCUCUGACCCGGUGUCCAAGAGGGGUGCGGGCAGUCUUGCUGUUCCACGCCCUCCUCGGCCCUCCCUUCCUCCUACCCGGAAUAAACCGUCCCUGACCCAGGCGGACGGAUGUUUCCAGCCCAUUUACGUAGAUCCGAAUGUACGAUGCUCUCCUGACCUCGAGGGGUGUAAUAAAAUGAUCUUGCUCUGUAA